Molecule: messenger RNA, 1119 nt
Organism: Protomyces lactucae-debilis
Lineage: Eukaryota; Fungi; Ascomycota; Taphrinomycetes; Taphrinales; Protomycetaceae
Product: HotDog domain-containing protein
Exons: 2
Coding region: 1-1119 (372 amino acids)
Biological process (GO): acyl-CoA metabolic process
Cellular component (GO): mitochondrion
Molecular function (GO): fatty acyl-CoA hydrolase activity
Source: RefSeq, a predicted model, not a curated record
AUGUCCGAGUCUUACGUUGAAGGCGUCUUGCCAUUUUCAACUGACCCGGAUUCUAGGGAGGACUACAUCAAUACUUAUGGUGGCGUCCGAAUUGCGAAGCUGCUAGAAGACCUUGAUGCACUCUCUGGCGCAAUCAGUUAUCGGCACGCUGACGAUUCCAAUCAUCACACCUUGCCUCUCGCUAUUGUCACGGCGACUGUGGAUCGUAUUGACUUGUUGAACGUGCUGGACAUCGACCGUGACAUGCGCUUGUCUGGUCAUGUGAGCUAUGUUGGCAGAUCUUCUAUGGAAAUUACCAUCCGUCAAGGUGAAACCCACGCUGAUGCACGCGAUGGCAUGAUCCCAAUUAUGCUUUCACGCUUCACCAUGGUAGCUCGCGAUCCCACGCACGGCAAUGCAGUCCGUGUCAAUACUCUCGCUCUGAGCUCUCACUUGGAGCAUGAUAUCUUCGACAAAGGUCGCCGAGCAAAAGAAGCUGCCAAGGAGGCGCGACGUGCUAAUUUGUCGAGGACGGCACCGACGGCAGACGAAUCUCGCUUCAUCCAUACGACCUGGGCCAGGAAUUUUGAAAUUGAAGAUAUGGUACCAACAGUGCGCGCAGACGCCAUAACGCCAAGACAGACUCAGCUUAGUCGUGCGGUCAUCACACAUCCUGGCCAACGUAAUCUGAAUGGACACGCAUUUGGUGGAUAUCUUCUUGCUCAGGCCUACGAUCUUUCAUUCAUCACGGCCAAUUUGCAUCUCGGACGGCGCCCGCGGUUUCUUUCGAGCUCUCAAUUGACUUUCCAGAAUCCUGUACCUAUAGGCUCCGUCCUCGAUUUCCGCUCGAGGAUAGUGGCUCAAGAUGGGAGCAAAUUUACUAUCACUGUCACCGCGGACAAAGUUGAUCCCGAAACUCGAGCUAGGACAACUGCAUCCGUUUUCCACUACACCUUUUCACGAGUGUGUCGAGUCGAAGGAUCCACAGAAGAGGCUGUGGAGACCUGUGGGAGGGAUCUGGUUGCCGAGACAUAUGGAGAUGCUAUCCGGCAUGUCGCCGCUCGACGUCGAGAGGCAGAUUCGGUUGCGCGAGAAGAACAAUUACGCAUCUUCCAUGAAUUGCGGCUUCCCACAGUCUGA